AUGCUAGUAAUUGCUAGAUGAAGGAAAAUUCGACGAUGUUUACGGAAGAAAAAUAUUAGUUUGGCAAAGAAGAUUCGCAAUCGUUCAUUGCGUUAUAAUGUUCUGCCUCGGGCAGCUCCUUUCCUUUGCUCAAAAUGUGGCUUUGCAACGGUUGCACUGAAAAAGAUUGAAGAGCACGUAUGCAUGAAGAAGAACAGUUCGGUGAUCGAUCUUGAAAGAGACAUGAAAAUGGCGCAAAUGGGUAUGCGCGGUAGAUGUAAGGAUGCAAUGGCGAUAUUGGAACGGAUACCAAAUCCGCAGUUGGUCCGACUUCCUAAGUUUCGUAUUCUCGAAAGUGAGCCCUCAGUAGAGAUGUUCGAAAUGAUUUCUUCCAGCAUUUCAUCCCCUGACUCAUUACCAAAAGUCAUGAGUCCGAUAGCAUGUUGCUCAAAUGACGAGGAAGUGCAGAAACGCCCAGGAGAUAAUUCAUUCAAGAAGCAGGACAUGAAAGUUAAUUUGCAAUGUGCAGAAUCCAAAAUGGCCUUAGAUGAUAGUUGCAUUUACGAUGAAUAUUUGAAACGUGAAAGCUCUCCGACGGAUUCACAUAGACCGGUUUCUGCUGAGGCUCCUGUAGAUUUUACAAUAUCGUUGACAACAUUAAAGACCUACGGUCUCCAAUGCUCUCAAGUGUCAUUAUGUCCUCGUUUUCUUAUCAUCAACUCAUAUAGUGAAUCAUUUUAUGAUUUUAUGCUUACAGCAAAUAGUGACAGCAGAUAG
Messenger RNA from Acanthocheilonema viteae, 756 nucleotides. NCBI's taxonomy places the organism in Eukaryota, Metazoa, Nematoda, Chromadorea, Rhabditida, Onchocercidae. The record is from the annotation of a GenBank genome assembly.